AUCUGGUUGCGCCGAAAUCAUUUGCUUUGAUCCACGUUGAAACGAUUGUUUUUUUAACAAGCCUCGGCCGAUACCGCACCAUCGGCUGCUUGUUCCUCUUGCAUGGAAGUGUAUUUACCGGUACUGUGCCUUGACAGCGACCAUGCCUUGUCGUGAGUUCCUGAGAAAAGCUGUGGAAGGCUACAUGUUUUGGCUAGUUCUCGACUACGCUUCCAGUAGGAGUCAAGAGGGCAAUUGGUUCUCCGAGAUUGGUUACCGGCCAGAUCCAGUUGCUCGCUACAUCACACAAACAGCACCUUGGCGGAACGGACGCAGGAAGGUUUUGGAUUGGGGUUGCGGCGGCGGAGGAUUGUCGCGUGCAUUGGCCGAGAAAGGAGCGGACCACGUGUUGGCGGUCGAUAUGGAUGUCGACGCAACCGCGGCAGCCCAACAAACACUGGAACCAUUUCCCAAUGCCAUGGCAACGGGACCUUGUUUGGAUCAAGGCCAUAUUAGCUACUCUUGCCAAUUUGACAUUGUCGUGUCCUCCGCUGGUGCCCUCAGCUUUUUCACAACAGAUGCUCCCAGACUCCCGAUGGUGCAUGCAUGGAAGCAAGCUGUACAAGCAUGUCGCGAAGGAGGAAUUGUGGUAGUCAGUCAGGGACUCAAGUCAUGGAACUUCCGCAUGCUGGCUCUCUUGGUGCUCUCCAGCGGCAUUGGAUGGCACGUGAAAGAUCCGCUGCUCUGGGACGGACAAUGGUGGUUUGAAGUGGCUUUCUGGGUAGGGUUGGCCAAUCCAUUUCUUCGGCAAAGUGAGGACAGUCGGUUAGCCUUGUCAAUUGGGUAUUCCAUUGUGGGGUCCAUUGUGAGUCAGAAUAUUGCCCGUAGCUUCAUGCUUCGGCGAUGGAGAAUCAGCUCGAUCAUGAGUGCAGGCUGUGUUGCACUGGAAUUCCUUCGCAUGCUCUGGCGUGAAAAACGAUUUGUCAAUCAAUUGAAGCAACAAAUGAGAAAUGCGGGUCUCCGAGAUGUGAAGCAUUGCCAUCGUUUGGUAUUCCCGGUCACGGAACCAAUUGCUGGUUGGCGGGCUUCCCUGGCAAGCCCGACUCAAGUCUCUGCGCUUCAACCUGUCCAACUUCCCUUUCUUGCUGCUGUUGUUGGAGUGGUUAUUGCUCUCCCAUCAAAGUGUUGA
Seminavis robusta is the source of this 1168-nucleotide messenger RNA. Lineage: Eukaryota; Bacillariophyta; Bacillariophyceae; Naviculales; Naviculaceae. The record is from the annotation of a GenBank genome assembly.